AUGAAGAACUUCCUCAUCACCCUCCUGGCCGCGGCCUCGGCCCUGCAGGGCAUCGUGGCGGCGCCUGUUGCCACCACAAACGCUCUUUCUCUCUCAUCCCCGGUUCUUGAAACUCGCCAGCGCGGCGGCGGUGGCGGCGGCGGUCACGGAGGUGGCGGUGGAGGCCGCGGAGGCGGAGGUGGUGGCGGUGGUCGUGGCGGCAAUGGUGGAGGAGGCCGUGGUGGUAACGGUGGUGGGCGUGGCGGAAACGGCGGCAACCGCGGAGGCAGCGGCGGCAACCGAGGUGGGAAUGGAAACGGAAACGGAGGCGGCAACCGCGGCCAGCGCGGCAACGGUGGGAACCGAGGCGGCAACGGCAAUGGCGGCAACGGCGACGGUCGCCAUCGUGGCGGUAGCGGCGUUGGCGGUGCCGUGGCCGGGGGUGCCGUCGGUGGCGCGGUUGGAGGUGCCGCCGGUGCCAACUUUGGCAAUCCAGGAUAUCCAGGCAAUCCAGGCAAUUUCGGCAAUCCCGGCGGCUUCGCCGAUGCCCCAGACACCAACUCUGGUGACGACGGCGACGACGGCUCCAACGGAUAUGACGGCAACGACUUUACGGAUCCCAAUGGCGCUGAUGGCGGCGACGACUCGGCCGACAAUACCGUCCCUGCCAACGACCCGGCCAACGUCCCUGCCGACACGCCGGUCGAUGACUCGGCUCCGGACCCGGCCGAGGUGCCUGCGGAUGAAUCCACAGACGACGCCACCGCGCCUGCCGCUGAAGAGGCUGCUCCGCCCGCCGACGAUGCUGGCGCCGCCGAGAACGACGCCGAUGCUGCACCCACGCCUGCCGCCCGCAAAUAG
Sporothrix schenckii 1099-18 is the source of this 840-nucleotide messenger RNA. RefSeq lists its product as uncharacterized. Lineage: Eukaryota; Fungi; Ascomycota; Sordariomycetes; Ophiostomatales; Ophiostomataceae. The record is from RefSeq and is a predicted model, not a curated record. Bases 1 to 840 code for a protein of 279 amino acids. The transcript has a single exon.